Messenger RNA from Tigriopus californicus, 1354 nucleotides. RefSeq lists its product as uncharacterized. The transcript is spliced from 2 exons. The record is from RefSeq and is a predicted model, not a curated record. Lineage: Eukaryota; Metazoa; Arthropoda; Copepoda; Harpacticoida; Harpacticidae. Bases 181 to 1137 code for a protein of 318 amino acids.
CACUUAAACAAUUAAAAUGCCCAAAAAGCUCUCUGUGUUGUGUCUUGGGUACAUGGACCUGAUUCAACAAUCCGGAACAUGAGUGCAGCUUACUUUUAAGCCUUACGUCAAGUGUGUCUCUACAGCAAUCCACCAUCUUUACCACACCGAGACUAAAGUCAAGCAAUCGUAUACCCUAAAAUGAAUUCAUCGAGCACGAGUUAUCCUGAACAGACCUUAUUUAGCCAUCCCUCCAAUGCCAUUUUCAGUAUCGUGUCUUGGGCCAUAAUGAUGGUUUUCGGAAUUCCGUUAACAUAUACCUUCGUCUUGUACGAAAAGUAUGGCCAAGACCUCCAAAGAACAGUGAUGAACCAAAUCCACUCAUUUGGUUUGCAAGGGAUGAUCGUGUUGUUCCUGCUGAAUUUUACUCCCAGGGCAUUUCUACCUCUUUGGGGUCCAUAUUCCGAGACCACGUGUUCCCUAUUGACUUUGGGCACGUUGUUCUUCAAUGUGAGUGGGGGUGUUGUGGUAUCGUCGUACACUUUUGUGAAAUGCUUGUUCACGUGCCAUUAUAAGAGAGUGGGCGUUCUGGAUGAGGACUUUGUGGGGGUGUUCGUCAAGGUGUUUUCCAUUGUCCUGGCCACGUACGUGGUAAUCAUCACGCAUCUCAGUUACGGAGCGUAUGACACGUGGUUUGCCAUAUGUGCUCAACGAUCUUUAGCGGAAAUUGAACGUCUGCCCAAAGUGUACCGCGGAAAUGUCCGUGUCGAGCUGUACAACGCCAUGGCAGUCAACUCGCUUAUAGGCUUCCUAACCUAUCGCAUCACCAAGGUCAAAAGGCGUUUAAACCGCCAAGUUGAGACCGCCAUGACCACUUCAAAGUAUCUUCCUCCCAAGCGUUCCUUUCCGAAUAUUGUGAAAUUUGGAUUCUUUAUUCUGAGUUUGGCAGUGACCACACUGAGCGGUGGACCCGCCAUUUAUCUCAUGUUAAUUGAAGAACUUCCCCCAUUCACUCAAUCCUUCAGCUUAUUUGUGUCCUUUUCGUUGGUGUCGCCUCAUUUUGUAAUGUUCUUGGUCGUUCCAAUAACGGGAAUCGCUUCCAAUGCUAAGUUGAGAGACUUUGUGCGCAAACUAUUGGCGGAAUUUGUCAGAUUCUGAUACCGUUUUCUUUUUGUACUUUCACGAACUGCACGCUCCAAGUUGAGCAAAGUUGUUCUGUUGAUAUUAAAAGUAGAUUCGACAGCGUCUGAUUUGAUGGGUCUUCACGUAUAUAAAUGGAUCAAUAUAACUCUCUUUCGCCUGGCGAUUCGUCUUGAUUUUUUUCUUGAUAAAUUUUCCUGUCCCGAUAGAAGUCAGCUGGUACAAACAAAACAAG